Messenger RNA from Betta splendens (Siamese fighting fish), 3292 nucleotides. RefSeq names its product lamin-A-like. NCBI's taxonomy places the organism in Eukaryota, Metazoa, Chordata, Actinopteri, Anabantiformes, Osphronemidae. Bases 372 to 2051 code for a protein of 559 amino acids. The record is from RefSeq and is a predicted model, not a curated record. The transcript is spliced from 12 exons.
CCAGGACACGUGAGGCGCCGAGCGGGCGAGCGAGCAGCUAAGAUGGAGGCCGCUGCGGAGCGGGACGGGUCCUUCUGCGUCUGUGCGGAAAACAAAGAGCGGCUCCGGCUGUUGGCGCAGCUUUGCGGCGGCGGCGAUCCCACACCCCUUCCACUGAAGACACAGACGGAGGGAGAGAAAGGACCAACCACCUACUAAGUGCCAGACUUGAGGCCAGCCUCUCUCCUCCCAUCUCAUUCUUUCCUAUAUGGGCAAAUGAGUCUGCAGACAGUGCAGGAACAGACUGAGGAACCAAGACGGACGCUCACAUCACAGGGAAGUUAACAAGCAGCAGCCUUUUGUAUUCAUGCUUUAUAAAGCAGAUAAGUGCAAUGGCGACGCCCAAAAACACUCCCCGAGGUGCAAACACACCGCUAUCGCCCAACCGCAUCACUCGGCUCCAGGAGAAGGAGGACCUGUGCAACCUCAACGACCGCCUGGCCGUCUACAUCGACAAGGUGCGCUCCCUGGAGUCUGAGAACGCAGGUCUGCGGCUGCGCAUCACUGAGUCUGAGACGGAGGUCAGCCGGGAGCUGACGGGCCUGAAGGCCGCCUACGAGACCGAGCUGGGCGCCGCCCGUCAGACCCUGGACUCCGUGGCCAAAGAGCGAGCUCGACUGCAGCUGGAGCUGGGCAAACUGAGAGAGGACCACAAGGAGCUGAAGGCCAGGAACACCAAGAAGGAGUCAGAGCUGGGAGGAGCUCUGCAGAGGCUCAAAGACCUGGAGGCGCUGCUGAACUCCAAGGAUGCGUCUCUGACUACGGCUCUGGGAGAGAAGCGGAACCUGGACGUGGAAAACAGGGAUCUGAAGGCUCAGGUUGCCAAGCUGGAUACCACUUUGGGCGAUGUGAGAAAACAGCUGCAGGAUGAGAUGCUGAGGAGAGUGGAUGGAGAGAAUCGCAUCCAGACUCUCAAAGAGGAGCUGGAAUUUCAAAAGAACCUUCACUCUGAGGAACUGCGGGAAGUGAAGCGGCGUCACGAGUCUCGUAUGAUCGAGCUGGACAAUGGCCACCAGCAGGAAUUUGAAAGCAAGCUGGCUGAGGCCUUGGUGGAGAUGCGCAAUCAGCAUGAUCUGCAGAUCAAGAUGUACAAGGACGAGCUGGAGAAGAUGUACAACAGCAAGCUGGCGGCUCGAGAGGCCAAAGUGAGAGACCUGGAGGACGCCCUGUCUCGGGAGCGGGACACUACCCGCCGGCUGCUCGGAGAAAAAGACAGAGAAAUGGCGGAGAUGAGGCAGCAGAUGCAGCAACAGCUGGACGAGUAUCAAGAGCUCCUGGAUGUGAAGCUAGCUCUGGAUAUGGAGAUAUGUGCCUACAGGAAGCUGCUGGAGGGAGAGGAGCAGAGGCUGCGUCUCUCUCCCAGCCCUCCACCCGCCAUCGUGACAGGAAGUCGCUCCUCCACGUCGGCAGCUCACUAUCGAAGUGCCAAGAGAUCCUGCCCCAAUGACAAAAAUGAGGACGAGUUCAGCUUCACAGGAGCAACUGUGACUCGCAAACAGGUCACCCAGAAAGCGUCCGCCAGCGGCCGGGUCACUGUGGACGAGGUGGACAUGGACGGGAAAUACGUCAGACUCAGCAACAAAGCAGACAAGGAUCAAAUCUUGGGGAACUGGCAGGUGAAGCGGCAGGUGGGGUCUGGAGCAGCCAUCGUCUUCAAGUUUCCAGCCAAGUUCACCCUGAAGGCCGGUCAGAGGGUCACGAUCUGGGCCUCCGGUGCUGGUGGAACCCACAAACCUCCAUCUGAGCUGGUGUGGAAGUCUCAGCCCUCCUGGGGAACUGGAGAACAGUUUCAGACCACUCUAAUCAGCGCUAAUGGAGAGGAAAUGGCAAUGAGGAAGGUCACCCGCAAUCAGUUUGGAGAUGAUGAUGACAUGGGUCAUGGCACCUGUGGGGGUGGUGAAUACGAUCUCCGGAGCAGGAUAGUGGUCUGUGGAUCCUGUGGACUUCCUUCAGACACUGCCAGCAACUCUUCCAUGACCCCAAAUCCUCCCUCUUUCCUCAGUCUCAGAUGAUCCCAGAACCAGCACUCCUUGCAGGGCAGAUCCAUAGUAAAAAAACAUUUUUAACCCUAUGAGCCCCACCCCCUAUUUUCUGGCAUUGUAGGGGGUGCUACCAUACCAUCUUUAGCUACCAUAAAGAGUAGAUCUCUGCAACCAUAAAGGCUUUUUGAAUGUAUUUGGUUAUAAUGUACAGGACACUCUGGAGAUGUGAUAUGAGGUGUAAAUAUUAGUUUAUGUGUUACUGGUGAAAAGUUGAUGAAGUUGGAACACAAUAAAAAUAAGAAAAAUCUAUCUUCAUCUGGAAAAAACUGCACCUACAGUAUAAUACUAUCUUAGUUAACUAAGGCCUCAGGGCCUCCAAAGCUUUAUAGACUCAUAGCACAUAAUGUUAAUAUCAUCUCAGCGAAGGAAUACUUAUUAUAACACAAAGCAGAACAAAAUUGCAAAGGCUUUUUGUAGACAAAAGUCAGAUGAGAUCAGAUUUUUCUACUAUAAACUCGUAAUAUUUUUAUGCCUAUACCUAUAAAAGUAAUCAGUAUAAUCAAAAUAACUCUUCUCUGUAAAUAUCUAACUAAUAUUUGAUCAUAUUAAUCUAAUAUUGAUCAAUCAGGGUCAAAGAAUGAGACCGCAGUACCUCUUACAGCCACUAAAGGGCCACGGGAGACCAGGGUUGAGUUGUUUACAGGCCUGCGUUUCAGCCCGCCAACGUCAGUUCGAGGCCAAUGAGCGCUCGUUUGAGUCGUUACAACCGAAAGAUUUGCAAGACGCGAGAUUGACAGCUCUGGCAGCCAAUAAGAAUGACCCAAACGCACCUACAUCAGCAAUGACGUCACAAUUUGGAAAAUCACGCAAUAUAACUUACUUUAAAUAAAACGCUUUAGACAGGGUGAUUGUUUAUGACCAACGAAGAGGGAGAAAAGGGAAAAUGGGAUUGGUUCAACAGUGAUAGGAACUUUACACGUCAAAAUGUCGGCCAAAAGUGAAAGCAAACACAGCAUUCAGAUAAGUACUGAGGUCCUCUGGCAUAUAUAUCGCCCCCUGUAUUGUCUGCCAUGCCAUGGUGCACCUUGUUGGAUUCUGUAUAAUAUUAACUUUCAUUUGAGCUGUAGUUUAUUUGUGUUGCAUGAGGUUUCGUAGCAGUGGAGCGUAUAUGCUAGCUUAGGUAGCGCUACAGAGUGUCAUUAUUGUUUACAUUUUUGUUUAUUACCAGAGCUGUGAUUGAAGCAUGUGAAAUACAUUUAUGGAGCACUGUA